ACCAUCCUCUGAGCUUAGAGAAGUUAGCAGACGGGUGCCAGUCUGGUCUGUAGCCACGAUGGAUGCAAUAGCAUGCCUUCUGAUGGUCCUUCUGUCCUGGACAAGGUUACAUGAUAUUGACGCCCUCCAGUGUUACUGUGACCGCUGCAGCGCCAACUCCAGCUGCACCACAGAUGGCGUCUGCUUUGUGGCCAUUAAGAAGUCGGGGAGCCAGCAGAUCUCAGAACAGCGUCAGUGCAUACAUGACAGCGAACUGAUCCCUCGAGACAGACCCUUUGUAUGCGCCCCAAACUCCAGAACGGACACCGGCAUCUUCCCCAUGUGCUGCUCGUCUGACUACUGCAACAAGGAGCCGAAUUUCACAGUCUUUCCAGAAGAAGAAAAGCCCCAGUCUUUGGGCCCCGUGGCCCUCGCUGCGGUGAUUGCAUGCCCAGUGUGUGUGCUGUGUCUGCUGCUCAUUUUGGCAUUCUACAUCUGCCACAACCAAAGAGGUUUGGGUGCUGGCGGAGCCGGGGCCCUCCACCACCGUGUGCCCAAUGAGGAGGACCCCUCCAUGGAUCACCCCUUCAUCACUGUUGGAACAACACUCAAAGACCUCAUCUAUGACAUGACCACAUCCGGCUCUGGAUCAGGCCUGCCUCUGCUGGUCCAGAGGACCAUCGCCAGAACCAUCAUCCUGCAGGAGAGCAUUGGGAAGGGACGUUUUGGCGAGGUGUGGAGGGGUAAGUGGCGUGGUGAGGAGGUGGCGGUGAAGAUAUUCUCCUCCAGAGAAGAGCGCUCCUGGUUCCGUGAGGCUGAGAUCUACCAGACAGUCAUGUUGCGCCACGAGAACAUCCUGGGCUUUAUCGCUGCCGAUAACAAAGAUAACGGAACCUGGACUCAGCUGUGGCUGGUGUCAGACUACCAUGAACACGGCUCCCUGUUUGACUACCUGAACCGCUACACGGUCACUGUGGAGGGCAUGAUCAAGCUGUCCCUGUCCACCGCAAGCGGCCUGGCCCACCUUCACAUGGAGAUUGUAGGGACACAAGGAAAGCCAGCUAUCGCUCAUAGAGAUCUAAAGUCCAAGAACAUCCUGGUGAAGAAGAACGGGACCUGCUGCAUCGCUGACCUGGGUCUGGCUGUUCGACACGACUCCGCCACCGACACCAUCGACAUCGCUCCAAACCACAGAGUGGGAACCAAAAGGUACAUGGCUCCAGAGGUGCUGGAUGACUCCAUCAACAUGAAGCACUUUGAGUCGUUCAAACGGGCCGAUAUCUACGCCAUGGGCCUGGUGUUCUGGGAGAUUGCCAGCCGCUGCUCUGUGGGAGGCAUUCAUGAGGACUACCAGCUACCCUACUAUGACCUGGUCCAGUCAGAUCCAUCAGUGGAGGAAAUGAAAAAGGUGGUCUGCGAGCAGAAACUUCGACCAAAUAUUCCCAACCGCUGGCAGAGCUGUGAGGCUCUGCGUGUCAUGGCUAAGAUCAUGAGGGAGUGUUGGUACGCCAACGGUGCCGCCCGGCUCACCGCGCUACGGAUCAAGAAGACACUGUCUCAGCUCAGCCAGCAGGAGGGAAUCAAGAUGUAGACCCAGCUCCCAAACACACACACUCACACACACAUCUCUGACUGGGAUCUAUACCAUUAGCAUUACACCAUCUGUGUCCUGAUGAGCCCUCAGCCUGUCCUGAAGGGAAGCUGAGGACAUUUUGUGUCUCAUUCACCGCCUGAGGAGGCUGGUCUCCUGCUGGGCAGGUGCGUUGAUGUCUAGUGGAGACAUCUGAUGGAGGAGGUCUGUGCCUGGGGGGAUGGUAGAGAUGUGUAAGGAAGCCUUCUAUCACUGACGUUUCAUUAGAGCAUCCUCUUCAAUCAUCACCAUAAACCUUUCUUUAAACAAUCCAAACCUUUCCCCUCAGUAAGGCUGCAGCUCUGAAGAUGUUAGGGAAAGAACUUGUGAUUUUCUAAGUAGCAUUGAAUGUGCUUUUUAUUGGGACACUGACCUUGUGUCAUAUCGUUGCUAUAGCAACUCCCAAGAAGCCUAGAGUGUCAUCAGCUUGUAAGGGAUGUGACAGCUGCUCCACGGACUACUCUGUGUGGCCACUGAGAUGCAUUACAGGACAGGAAAUGUCGCAUUAUUUUACUCAAUGAGCCAGACAGCACCAGUGUCCAAACUGGCGGAGUUCCUCAAGGUGCCUGGGUCAUGACUGGGUCAUCAUCUGGAGAAACAGAUGAUGACCCAUGAUGCAUACCAUGCCAUGAUGCAUCAUGCCAUGAUGCUUCCCAUGAUGCAUGAUAUGCAUCAUGGGAAGAAUGGAAUGAACAGCAGCUGUUUGGGUCAGCUUGAUUACACAUGUUCCAGUCAAAGAGCCAGACAUUGAAAAUAUCCAAUCAACUC
This is a messenger RNA of Xiphophorus hellerii (green swordtail), 2377 nucleotides long. It is a transcript of the gene tgfbr1b, whose product is annotated as transforming growth factor, beta receptor 1 b. Gene Ontology annotation, biological process: protein phosphorylation; heart development; cellular response to growth factor stimulus. Gene Ontology annotation, molecular function: SMAD binding; ATP binding; transforming growth factor beta receptor activity, type I. The coding region runs from base 59 to 1570 and encodes 503 amino acids. Gene Ontology annotation, cellular component: plasma membrane; signaling receptor complex. The transcript is spliced from 9 exons. NCBI's taxonomy places the organism in Eukaryota, Metazoa, Chordata, Actinopteri, Cyprinodontiformes, Poeciliidae. The record is from RefSeq and is a predicted model, not a curated record.